AGCUCAGGCAGCCCAGCUGCAGCUGUGGAGCCCCUGCUCCUGUUUAACAUUCUACUUGCUCCACUGAUGUUGUGCUUGGCUCCUAUGGGAUUGCAACUCACGGCUUGAAACCGGAGCCAAUUUUCUGUCUUAAUCUCAGUGUUUUGACUGGAGGCAGAUCCAGUUCAGCCCAAUCGGGGCUGAUGGAAACAACUACCUAAGAGUCUCGCUCUGUUUCGCUUGGGGAGGGAAAGAAGAAGGGGGGAGGAGAGAAAGCCAACCAGCCACGCACAAGGCACACGCAUACAAUGUCGUUGCCGAGGUCGCUGUGUUUUUGCAAAUGAGACCGGCAGAGUAUGUGGAGCGAAUAAAGUGAUCCUCUUGCAAUCUGGGAGCAACGGCCGGAUCGGUUGGUUUGGAUUUACUGUUUUUUCAGCAUGGGAGAGGAAAAAACGAACUGAACAGAGUCGAAAGCAGAGGAAGGAAUGCGGGUGGGAACAGAAGAGUAAAAAGGUUUGCCUUUAUCUGGGGAAAGGUUGCGCCGCUAAGCGUACUUACCUGGAAGUCGGAGGCGCAGCGAUGACUCUGGUGCUGCCCCUGAGCAGCUUCUGCGAGCCCAUUGUCUCCUCCGAAGGAGCCGCCGAGUACCCUCCGCUGUGGGAGUCGCGCUGCUGCAGCAAGAGCAGCCCCGCCUCGGAUGCAGCCGUCGCCACCGGCAGCUGCAGCAGUAGCAAUCAGGGCCAGGCGCUGCAAGCUCCGGGCGACGGUAGGGCGGCAGCAGGGCAGCCUCCGGAGCCGGGAUCACACCACAGAGGAAUUUCAAAUCCUAUAGCAACAUCCAAGAUCACAUACUUUAAGAGGAAAUAUGUAGAAGAGGAGGACUUUCAUCCACCACUCACCAGCUGUACACCCAAAACAAUCUCUGUCUUUGAGGAGCGGGCACAUAUCCUUUACAUGUCUUUGGAAAAACUAAAGUACAUUGAUGACCCUGAAGUGUACCUAAGACGGUCAGUUCUCAUAAACAAUUUAAUGAAGAGAAUUCAUGGAGAAAUUAUCAUGCAAAACAACUGGUGUUUCCCCACUUGCUCUUUUGGUAGCACCUCAGCCCAAGAAUGGUUCAUGUCUCAUGACUGUCCUUAUAGAAAACGUCUUCGGAUGUCAAGGGAGGACUGUGAAAAGAUCCAUACCUGCUGCUUUUAUCAAGAAUGUGGCAGCCACUAUUUAAGUUUACCAUUAUCUACAAAUUCUGCAGUGGUAAAUUCCUCUUCCUCCCCCUCUUCCUCCUCUUCUUCUAUAUCGUUGCCAAGCUGUUCUCAUCAAGUGGAAUAUAGUGUCAGCAGUGCUCCUGUUUACCGGAGUGACGAUCAUAUACAGGCCAAUGACAUUUUCAUUACUAGUGCCGGGCCACAUGGGAAGGCAGUGUUAACCAAUGAGAAAGGAAGUCAUGAACUGGAACGAGAACUGGCAACAGAUUGGGAACCAAUGAAAAGCGAUCACAACCCUGACUGUAAAAGUAAAUAUUAUGAUUAUUUUGAGACAGGGCGUGGUGACAAGAGCAACAUGAAUGAAACUUGGAAGAAAUCCUUACGGAAAAGGGAAUGCUUACCAGGUGGCAAAAUAUGUUGCAGUAAAGGAAGUAAAAUAUGAAGCACCUUUCCAGUGAGUGCACUUCUGAAGCAUGCACAAAAUAUCCAGUUUAUCAAACACUGUUUCAUUCCAGAUGGAUUUUCUUACAGUUUUAUACUACCAAUACAGUCAUGUUUUGUGGAUAGUUUAUAACAAAUAGGGAGCAGACUACAUCAAAGAGAAUGUAUGGUCUGCAUCACAGAGCUAUUUAUAAAUAUAAGGAGUCUUCAUCAAGAGCACAGUUGAAUUGCAAUGUAUGAAUAUAUUGUAGCUUUUGUUGCUGAAAGAACCAAUCAACCAGACGAAGGAAACAUGACCCUUCCCCAAAGGAGGCUGACAAGAAUUAAGAAAAACCUCCUUUAUGCUUAUCAGUGGAUUAUGCAUUUGAUAAACAAAUUGUUCCCAGCAAGAGAGGUGGUGAUGGUGGCGGGGGGGGGGGGGGGGGGGGGGUCUGUGUCUUUCCCUCCAAUAAUUGCUGUUAAUAAGACUGGAUGUCAUUGAAGAAGAAAAAGCCUAUGUUAUAUGCUAGCAUCAAAACUACUCCAACUAUUAAAUGUCUGGUUCAGUUGGCCAAGUAGGGUGCAAUAAUCUUUGUAUGGAACUGUAAUCAGAGAUACCAUGUGCAGCUCCAGCACACGGACAGUUUUUUCAGCAACGUUGUAAGAAUGAACAAGCCUCAUGGUAGUUUAUUGCUAUACAGGGCGGAGUUUCUUUGGUGCCUUACUUUUUAUCUUAAAUUUUCCAGGGUGAAAAUUAAGUUUAAAAAAACAGUACAGCAGGGAUGUAACCUAAACAGGAAAAAUAAUAACAGGGUGGUUCAAAUAUUAGAAACCUGUAUCCUUUGAAAUACUGAGUUUGAUUUCUUAUUCAAAUGCUUCUAUUCUUCCUUUUUGCUCAAUUGCUUUUUGAUUUGCCAUCCUUUAGAAGGGAUUGAAGAAGAAACAAUAGAGAGAUGUCUCUUGUAAACAAGCAUUAGCUCCUUGAAUAUUUCUAUGGCAACUGUCUGUUGCUGUGAUUUUUCCUUCUUUCUGGUAUAAUGAAGCUCAUGAACCAAUGGCAUGCUUUAUACUUUAUUCUAUUUCACAUCAUUUCUCUCUUUAAAAUUGUAAAGAGCAUGUACUGGAGUUUCAUAUAAUGUUAGGGUUCUUUAAUUUUGGGGAAAAAGCACAAUGUUAAUAAAUGAUGUGGUGAUAAGAUUUUUAUCUGAAAUGAAUGUAAAGAUUUUCAUGUUUUUAAAAAGAUUAUCUUGGAGAAACAGGGGGCAUAAUUGUCACUUGUCAGAAACAAAAUUUGGUAGGUUUCAAGUGACUUCAUUUGAACAUGACCAUUCAAGCAUAGGUCAUCUAAAAGUGAAACACUCUCAACAGCAAAAAGAGGGUUCAGCACAUGGCCUUAUUUUUUGUUCAGGACAAAUUAAGAAUUUCCUCUUACCUGGAACUCAACUGUGCUGUGGCCACCACAGUCCCACAAGUUAACAGAGCACAGUAGAGCACAGUAAAUUUUUUGCUGUUGAUUUUCAAAUUCUAUCUGUCCCCUUGGUAUUUUUUUUUUGCAGUUGACACAUGAAUUCCUCAAAUAUAGUAGCCUUCAAAUUCCAUUUCUCACCAGCAAGUUAUUCUUCCUCUGUAGGUAUGCUUCUGCAUGGGCAUUUCCACAUGCCCCAACUUUAUUAGCAAUCUUCCACAGACAGCAUAGACACCUCUCCCACUCAAAGUUGUCUUAUAUUGUAUCAAACAGUCUACCAAGAUCAGUAUUUUCUCCUUUGACUGGCAGCUGGAUCCCAGGUAGAGGCCUUUUCUAUCAAUUACCACCUGAUAUUUUUAGUUGGAGAUGCAGGAGACUGAAGCUGGGACUUACUGCACACUAAGCAGAUGCUCUACCACUGAACCAAAGCCCUUCUUUUGGCCACCACUUUCCUCCUUGCUUGCUUCCAGAGUGCUUUUGCUGGGAGGAGGUGUUAAUCAGUGGCAUGGUAGUGAUAUAUUACUACCAAUUUUUUUAAAAAGCCAUCAAUGUCUGGGGUAAGGGGGGGAUGUGGGAAUGAGGUGAUAUGGAGGCAUAUAAAAUUGAUACGGAGGGAAAAUUGUGGUAGAUGUGGGCAGCAAGGUUUGGAAAUAUGUACCUUCCUGUGCACACUGAGGGCAAACCCACUUUGACUUCCACGUUUCUGGAAAGAUCAGAGGAAACCAGGUCCCAGAAACAUUUGAGCAAAACAGGGGAAACCAUGGAAGGAGAAGGGUUGGAAAACAACAUUGUGUGAAUGUUCUGAAAAUAAUGCUCCAGUUUAAAAGUCAGGGUGGAACAAAUGCUCCAUGUAAAAGCAUCGACAACUUAACUUGCAGCACAUCAAAGAGGAAACCAGGGGAGUAUAGAUUGUGCGAGCCAAAAGUCCGUCUUCACAAUCUGUCAUCACAUUAUGUCCAGCUAUGGUUUUGGUUUGGCAUUAUGUAAGAAUUGACCUUUCAUCCUGAUGACAGAUAUGUGGGGACCAAGUAUGCACCCUCACUAGUGAGGGAACGGCACUCUGUGCUAAUCCAACUGUAUUUUUAUCAGACAUUAUAUGUAACUCAUUAUUUCUGAGGAAUCUCACAGUUUGUGUAUCCCCUACCAUUAUUUCAGUAGUUUGCCAUCUGGUUUGUACUUUUAAUGAAAAAGUUUCUCAGCUCUGAGUAAGCAUGUAUCAGAAAAGAGUGCAGCUCAGUGGUAUCUUUUCCUGUGUCACUCUUAGGCAAUUCUGCAGUGAAGAACAUGCCUCCAUCCUUUUCCUCCCGAGAAAACCUGCAGCAUCCACUGCAGACUUAAAUUGGUCACCUCAGAAUUUAUCUUCUCUUUCUGUUGUGAUACAAACCCAAGGAUCUUCACCUCCAAGUGUACUCCUCCUGCCUCCUCCUGCAUUCAACUCUAAUUAGUUAUUUCUUGGUUAGCCUAGAACUGUAGAUUGUCAUUACAUCCAAGCCAGUGAACCAAACAAGGAUUGCAAAAUUGGAAACACAUCAUGGUUUGUAAUUCAUAUUUGUGGGGAAAGCACAAAUAUGAAUGUAACAACAAACUGUGGUUUGCCUCAAACCAAGCAUUAACGAAUUACAUGGCAGUGCCUGAGGAGACCAGGCAGAAGAGGAAUGAGUACACAAACCCAAGGAGCCCUUGUGAUUGUUGAAGUAGUGCCAGGCCAAGCUUUUGGGUUCCAAUGCCUCAUCCAAGGCCUUAAGUUGUUUUUAAAUUGUGCAUUCAAUAGAUACAUUUGAGAUUAUAACACAGACCUGCUGUUAUCAUCCUUAAAAACUUGUUGUUUGCCUCUGAUGUAAUUUUGCCAGGUUAUCUCCACAUUUGUAGCAUACUUGGAAAAUGCAUAGUGACAUUCUACAGAAAAUUAACCCUAGAUAGCCUAUAUCAAAUUUAGAGAAUUUGCGAAGAUUAUCAAUGUUAAAUAUAUCUAAUUAAAAUUAUCCUACCUUAUUUCUCCAAGACAAAAACAUUUUUAAUUAUUGCUAUCAAUAUUAAAUAUAGAUCUCAUUCAUACAGUGUAUGAGUAGGAUCAUUUAAUCAUUUGUCCACAUGGACCAUUUUUUAAAAAAAAACGUUUUCUUAUGUUAUAUUCAGUUGAGAAUAGACUCCAAUGUUCCCCCCCCCCCCCAGUAUAUCCAAAUAUCUGAUGUUUUAAGCUUAGAUAUUUAGGUACUUGUAUACCAAGGUGGUGUUGUAGUAAAGUGAGUUUUUUUCUUGCUAUAUAUUUAUUAAAAUGAUUUAAAAUCA
Sphaerodactylus townsendi is the source of this 5358-nucleotide messenger RNA. RefSeq names its product SERTA domain containing 4 (gene SERTAD4). Gene Ontology annotation, cellular component: nucleus. Lineage: Eukaryota; Metazoa; Chordata; Lepidosauria; Squamata; Sphaerodactylidae. Bases 559 to 1626 code for a protein of 355 amino acids. The transcript has 4 exons. The record is from RefSeq and is a predicted model, not a curated record.